Molecule: messenger RNA, 825 nt
Organism: Selaginella moellendorffii
Lineage: Eukaryota; Viridiplantae; Streptophyta; Lycopodiopsida; Selaginellales; Selaginellaceae
Product: adenine phosphoribosyltransferase 1, chloroplastic
Exons: 6
Coding region: 115-669 (184 amino acids)
Biological process (GO): adenine salvage
Cellular component (GO): cytoplasm; cytosol
Molecular function (GO): adenine phosphoribosyltransferase activity
Source: RefSeq, a predicted model, not a curated record
AUAGGUGAGUUAAAAACACGCAAGGGGAAGGGAGAGAACGCGAGAGAGACGCGAGAGAGAGGUGAGAGAGAGGUAGAGCUCAAGGGUUUCUAUUGUUCUUGGGGAGGAGACGCCAUGUCGCGAGAGGACGAGGGCGAUAAGCGCGUCGCGGACAUCGAUGCUGCCAUUCGCGUGGUGCCCGAUUUCCCAAAGCCAGGGAUCAAGUUUCGAGACGUGACAACUCUUCUGAGCAACUACAAGGCGUUUAAAGACACCAUAGACUUGUUCGUCGAGAGGUACUCGGACAAGAAGAUCGACGUGGUCGCGGCCAUUGAAGCUCGUGGAUUCAUCUUCGGUGCGCCUAUCGCUCUGGCGCUCGGUGCCAAGUUUGUACCGCUCAGGAAGCCCGGAAAAUUGCCAGGCGAAACCAUUUCCGAGGCCUACACGCUAGAGUACGGCAAGGACUGCAUGGAAAUGCAUGUUGGAGCGGUCACUGCGGGCGAGCGAGCGCUCGUCAUCGACGACCUCAUCGCCACAGGCGGUACGCUCCGGGCAGCGAUCAGAUUACUGGAAAGAGCCGAGGCGGAGGUGGUAGAAUGUGCUUGCGUUAUCGGAUUGGUAGACCAGAAGGGACAGGAGAAAUUGGGUGGUACUCCGCUGUUCGUUCUGGUAGAAUGCGAGGGCGAUUAAUAAUGUGGGUGUGUUGGAAUUCGCAGCUCUCGAGUUACUAUCGAGGAUGAUCAAGCCAAAAAGUUGCUAACGAACGACUGAAAGAGAGAAGAAAGGGAGGAAAGAAAUGAUGAAAGAACAAAGGCCGCAUUCAUUUGAAGCUAAACUAUUCUUUUA